Molecule: messenger RNA, 991 nt
Organism: Labeo rohita (rohu)
Lineage: Eukaryota; Metazoa; Chordata; Actinopteri; Cypriniformes; Cyprinidae
Exons: 7
Coding region: 1-852 (283 amino acids)
Source: RefSeq, a predicted model, not a curated record
AUGAACCUCCUAAAGUGGUUUGACUCAAGGUGUUUCAUUCCGAAGAAAUGCUGGUUCAAGUGGAGUGUAAAGGGAACCCGAAAUGGAUCCGAAUACCAGUGGAAAAAUGACUGUUUUGACUUCUGUGAAUUAAUUAAAGAAGCUUUAGCAAAGUUCAGCUUGCUGCAUGGAGCCAAUGUGGUUCUUAAAGACUCUGCAGGAGUUGAUGCUGAUAUUUUUGAUGAGCUUGUGAGAACAUCUAAGGUGUCCUUCAAAAUUUUGGAUUGUGAUACAGCAGCUGAGACCGAUUUCUCUGAGCCGUCAUGCCCCGAGUCGUCAUUUUCAUCAGUAAAAUCAGAAAGUUCAGAUUCCACAGUGAUUCCGCGAUCUUCAAAGGCACUGAUACAUGAUCCAGACAAAUCUUCACUCAUUCUUGAUUACUUUCCCCGAUUUUUGGAUACACCGGGCUUGAUUGACCAAGACUUUACUAUGCUUUUUGGAGAGGACAUUUCAAGAUGGGACAGUGAUGUGGCUGCUAUUCUCUUGCUCCUUCAUCUCUUGCCUCCAACUGUAAAAGGAAGGAAGACUGGGAAAAUCAGUGCAACAGAAGCAGCUGAUCAUGUUGUAAAGUUCAUGAAGGUGGGGACAAGCAUCAAGGCAUUUCUUGAGCGAGUUGGAUCUACACAGCCCUUCCUCCUCUGUGUUGGAGAAAAGAGGAGUAGCAUUCAGAAGUUUUACAUCAUCCUGGACCAGAAGGCCAUUCCCUGCAUGGUGCAGACAGCUGUUGCAGCCUUUGAUGAACUCUUUAAGGCACACUUUGUCUUUGCUGUAUCGUAUGAUGAGGCCUUGUGCAACUUCUACACGUUCAUUUAAACAACGGUGUAUGGAAUUGAUGUGGGCACAGCCAAGGAAAGUCCAAGGGUCAAGGAAAUCCAUGUGAGAAUUCACAACACUGAGGUUUGACUCCCCCCUCCCCCCAGCAUCUUGCUCAAAUGUUCUUAUGCUGUCUUUG